AUGGCCACAACCAUUGACCUCCGCCCGCGCCUCGACAUUCCCGCCUUCGCGUCCCACGGGUCCAGAACCACCGCCCUCGGCUCCGACGCCCAACUCUACUCGCUGGCCAUCUUCCUCGGAAGCGCCGCCAUGCUCCUCAUCGUCCUCUACCACUUCCUCGAAGUCAACUCCGAAGAGCACGCCGAGCUCCAGAAGCCCAAGCCCGCAGCCAAGGUCAAGGCGUAG
Messenger RNA from Boeremia exigua, 225 nucleotides. RefSeq names its product Oligosaccaryltransferase-domain-containing protein. The transcript has 2 exons. The coding region runs from base 1 to 225 and encodes 74 amino acids. The record is from RefSeq and is a predicted model, not a curated record. Gene Ontology annotation, cellular component: oligosaccharyltransferase complex. Lineage: Eukaryota; Fungi; Ascomycota; Dothideomycetes; Pleosporales; Didymellaceae.